Melanotaenia boesemani (Boeseman's rainbowfish) is the source of this 2161-nucleotide messenger RNA. It is a transcript of the gene cmklr2, whose product is annotated as chemerin chemokine-like receptor 2. Gene Ontology annotation, biological process: complement receptor mediated signaling pathway; inflammatory response; positive regulation of cytosolic calcium ion concentration. Gene Ontology annotation, cellular component: plasma membrane. The record is from RefSeq and is a predicted model, not a curated record. The transcript has 4 exons. Gene Ontology annotation, molecular function: complement receptor activity; G protein-coupled receptor activity. Lineage: Eukaryota; Metazoa; Chordata; Actinopteri; Atheriniformes; Melanotaeniidae. Bases 341 to 1420 code for a protein of 359 amino acids.
GUGCUCUCCGAUUUGGAUGGACUCACCGAAAGACUUCACAUGCAGACGAAAAGAGUUUGUGAAAACCGAAUGAGAAGUAACGGAAGAGGCCCAGCUGAAGCGAACUACAGAGGGCUAAUGUGACAGCCGCCACUUUCACUCCGAAGCUGCUUCUUGUUUGGAUCCAAAUACGAGUAAAAGAGUCCAAAUAAAGCUGAACUUUUAGGACACACCCAACUCUAAACUUCAACAGGAACUGAAUGAUCAGAAAGAAUGGCAAGACAGGAAGCAGGAGCCUUGUGAAGAGCAGCUAAAUCCCAGUGUGAGAUAACUUCAGCAUAGAAGUUCCAUCCGAACAACAAUGGGCAGCCCUGGCCAAGACUAUGAAAACUACACGUAUGAGUACUACUCGGAGUAUGGUGAUUUAGAAGAGCUUAAAGUAGACCACAAGCAAAGGGAAACUAUCCACAUUAUCUCUGUAGUUAUCUAUAUUAUUUCCAUUGUGGUUGGCCUGAUUGGAAAUGGAACGGUUAUUUGGGUGACGGCAUUUAAAAGCAAAAAGACUGUCAACAGUUUGUGGUUGCUCAAUCUAGCCAUUGCAGACUUUGUAUUUGUUCUUUUUCUGCCUUUUUACAUUGAUUACAUUCUGCGAGACUUCCACUGGGACUUUGGUGUUGCCAUGUGUAAGAUUAACUCGUUUGUGUCUGUGAUGAACAUGUAUGCCAGCGUCCUCUUCCUCACAGUGCUCAGCAUAGAUAGAUAUGUUUCUCUGGUCCAUCUUAACUGGUCUCAGAGGCACCGCACCCGAGGGAGGGCCUGGGUUGUAUGUGGUUGUAUAUGGGCACUUGCUGCCAUCAUGAGCUGUCCAGCUCUGAUCUUUCGUGACACCAUUCGCUUAGAUAACAAGGUGGUGUGCUUCAACAACUUCCACACACAGGAUGGGCAUAUAGCAGCAAUAAGACACAUUACAGUGGUGGCCAUUCGUACAACUGUGGGCUUUCUUUUGCCCUUUUCUGCUAUAUGUGUCACAGGUAUACUUCUGUCCAUCAAAGUGAGACGAUCUAGGGGGUCAUUCCGCAUGUCCAGAUUCUCCAAAACAGUCACUGCAGUAAUUUUGGCCUUCUUUUUAUGCUGGGCACCGUUUCACACUUUCAGCUUGAUGGAGUUGUCCAUACAUUCCUCAUUUUAUCUCCACAAUAUUCUGAAAGCUGGCUUUCCUCUUGCCACCAGUUUAGGCUUUUUUAACAGUUGCAUUAACCCCCUGCUGUACAUACUGCUGGGCAAAAAGGUGCGUCACAUCCUAAAGCGUUCAUGUCUGAACAUAACUAAGAAUUCUCUAAGAGAGUUCAGCCAGUCGAUCUCUGCCACAGAGAUGGAGUCGGCGCCAGGAGCUCAUCAGGGCACUGUCCCGGAAGAACCUGUGGCAUCAUCAGCUCUGUGAUAGCAACUAUAGUCAAACUUAAGAACUUGUCUAUGAAAAACAAGUGGUGAAGACUUCAGUAUUCAUUUAUCUGAGCUGUACUUUCCAGCUCCAGUGUUAAGAUUUUCCUGUUUUGUUUCAUUUGGACGAAGUUAUGCCUACUUUAACUGACAAUUACUCUGGAUGGAAAAGCUGAAUUUGCAUGUGCAUAAUGUGCACAUGGACAUGUCUUUCCAUUUAUUAACAAAACCACAUUAAAUCAGAGCUGAAAAAGACGGUUAGUUGAUGAGCAAAUAUUUGUAAUUUAUCAUCACAUUAUUUAGAUUAUUUUAAAAAGAAGGGAAAAGAAAAAAGUCAAGAUAUUGUUGGUUUCAGCUUCUCUAUGUGAGAGUAUGAGAAUCAGACUAUCCCUUUGACUACAAUUUCAAUCUUUUAUUAUUUUAUUGCAUAAAUCCAUAAAAUAUUGUUAGUCUCAGCAGCUGUUCAGAGGCAACAAACAUUAACAGUUGCUGAAAGUUUUUGUACUGAGGUAUCUACUCAAUUAUAGCUUAAUGGGUUGUGUCUGAAAAAGCUGAGAUAUAAAACAUAUCUGAUUGUAGUCUUCAAUAUAAUGUAACGCUUUCAUUUGUUAUAUAGGUGCAUACUGACUGCUGGAAACAUACUAAUGUAUUACUGAGAUUGUUUUACUAAUAAAAAGCUGCAUAAAUAAGCUUUAUCCUAUUGAAAGUAAAAUGUACAUCUCAAUAAAUGUGUUCUUUGUUC